Molecule: messenger RNA, 2682 nt
Organism: Quercus robur (English oak)
Lineage: Eukaryota; Viridiplantae; Streptophyta; Magnoliopsida; Fagales; Fagaceae
Product: probable LRR receptor-like serine/threonine-protein kinase At2g23950
Exons: 11
Coding region: 342-2246 (634 amino acids)
Biological process (GO): protein phosphorylation
Molecular function (GO): ATP binding; protein binding; protein kinase activity
Source: RefSeq, a predicted model, not a curated record
CACACAAACACACACUAGCACACCCCUCCCCACCCUGACAACUCGUAUCACCCACCUGAUUUGCCUCUCUCACUCUCUCUCUUUCUUUUCUUUCUUUCUUGGGUCUUUCCACAGUCUCUCUUUUUCAGUCACCAACCUUCGCUUUACAAAAAAAAAAUUACAAGAAAAAGAAACCACAUACAAUACUUUAUACACAGAUAGAGGGAGACAGAGGGAGAGAGAGUGUGUAUGUUUUUGUGUGACUUUAGAGAGAGAGAGAGAGGUUGGUUCAAGUUCUAACAUUUUCAUGUCUUUGUGGAACAUGUUAUGUUGUUAAUCACCACCAUAACCAUUCUAUAGUCAUGACUCCCAAUGCCUUUCUCGUCUUCCACCUUCUUCUUCUUCUUCUUCUUCUCCCUUCAGCUCCACUUUGUAUGUCCUAUGAGCCUCGUAACCAUGAGGUGGAGGCAUUGAUAAACAUUAAAAUAGGUCUGAGUGAUCCACAUGGAGUGUUGAACAACUGGGAUGAAGACUCUGUGGAUCCUUGUAGCUGGGCCAUGAUCACCUGCUCUCCUGAAAACCUUGUCAUAGGCUUUGGAGCUCCAAGCCAAUCUCUCUCUGGCACUUUAUCUGGGGCCAUUGGAAAUCUCACUAAUCUUAGACAAGCGUUAUUGCAAAACAACAACAUCUCUGGCAAUAUACCACCGGAGCUGGGCACACUUCCAAAACUUGAAACGUUGGAUCUAUCUAACAACCGAUUAUCCGGUGUGGUUCCAGGGUCUCUGGCCCAGUUGAAUGGUCUCCAAUACCUGAGGCUGAACAACAAUAGCUUGUCUGGGCCCUUUCCCGUGUUUUUGGCCAAAAUUCCUCAGCUUGCUUUCUUGGACUUGUCUUAUAACAAUCUCAGUGGACCAGUGCCUAAAUCCCCAGCUAGGACCUUCAACAUUGUGGGAAACCCAUUGAUUUGUGGAACUAGUUCCAAUGAAGGUUGCUUUGGAUCAGUCACUCUUGUCCCUCCCUCCUCCUUCCUAGAAUCGUCACCUGGAAAACACAAGUCCAAGAAACUAGCAAUUGCACUAGGGGUCACCAUCAGCUUUAUCUUUCUCUUAUGUCUAGCAAUUGCCAUUUGGUGCAGAAAGAGACAGAGAAACCAAACUAUCCUACACAUCAAUGACAACCAAGAAGAGGGACUUACAAGCUUAGGCAACCUAAGAAAGUUCACUUUCAAAGAGCUCCAAUCAGCCACCGAAAAUUUCAGCUCCAAGAACAUCCUUGGUGCUGGAGGUUUUGGAAAUGUAUAUAAGGGAAAGUUGGGAGAUGGAGCUAUGGUGGCAGUGAAGCGGUUAAAGGAUGUGACUGGAGCCACAGGGGAAUCGCAAUUUCGAACAGAAUUGGAGAUGAUCAGCUUGGCAGUUCACCGGAAUUUGCUUCGGUUAAUUGGAUAUUGUGCCUCCCCUAAUGAGAGGCUUCUGGUUUAUCCUUACAUGGCUAAUGGCAGUGUGGCCUCCAGACUUAGAGGAAAACCAGUACUUGACUGGAACACAAGGAAGAGAAUAGCAAUUGGAGCUGCUAGGGGUCUUGUUUAUCUACACGAGCAAUGUGAUCCAAAGAUAAUCCACCGAGAUGUAAAGGCUGCUAAUGUGCUCCUGGAUGAUUACUAUGAAGCAGUUGUUGGUGAUUUCGGCCUUGCAAAGCUCCUUGACCAUGCAGACUCUCAUGUUACCACUGCUGUCCGAGGCACUGUUGGCCAUAUUGCACCAGAGUACCUCUCUACUGGCCAGUCAUCUGAGAAAACUGAUGUGUUUGGAUUUGGCAUUCUCUUGUUAGAGCUCAUAACUGGAAUGAGAGCUUUUGAGUUUGGCAAAACUGUUAAUCAGAAAGGAGCUAUGCUUGAGUGGGUGAAAAGAAUACAACAGGAGAAGAAAGUGGAAGUGUUGGUGGACAGAGAGCUUGGAAGCAACUACGACCAGAUAGAGGUGGGGGAGAUGCUGCAAGUAGCUUUGCUAUGCACUCAAUACUUGCCAGCCCACCGCCCCAAGAUGUCGGAAGUGGUCCGGAUGCUCGAAGGUGACGGCCUGGCUGAGAAGUGGGCAGCAUCACACAAUAAUACCAAUCCCAGUAUGAACCACUUUCACACUAACACUAAUCCCGCUGCAUCAAAACAUGAUGACAAUGGUCAUGAUCGCUCAAGCAUGUUUGGAGCUGGUGAGGAUGAUGAUGAACAUUCCUUGGAUUCCUUUGCCAUGGAACUCUCUGGUCCAAGAUAGAAAAAGAAAGUUCAAAAAGAAAUAGAAGAGGAAAAAAAGAAGAAGAAUUCUUUGUCUUAAUUUGAUUUCUUACAAGUCAAGAUAUCUUUGCUCCCAAAAAAAUAGGUUUAGUUUUCUGUUUGAUAAAACUUUUGUGUUGUUUAUAAUUGCUGGCCUCUCUAGGCUUGUAAUGUAAAUAGUGGGGUAUUAGUAUUAGUAUACUUUUCUAUUCCCCUUUUGCAUUUUAUUUUGUAUGUAUUUGGUGGUUCAAUUAGAAAUGUAGGAAAGUAUUAGGGGGGCAUGCUAUUUUGCUAUGUGUGGGAUAGGACUAUAUAUAGUCUAUAGGAUACAUCAUAAGAUGCUCUGUUCCCAAGUGUGAGACAGAAGGUUUUGGUAAGGUUGAUUUUGACUGUUUUUGACUGAAAAAUGGUAUGAAAAAUUUGUACUGUUUUUCUUA